CCCAUUUGCCGUCGCCCGAUUCACAAUGCCUUCCAUCGCCGACCGCAGCGUCGAACUCGAAUCCAACGCCGUCGGAUCCGCCGGAGUUUCUACUCCUCCCAAACGGAGGCUGAGAUCCAAUUCGUCGCCGAUGAAGCUGAGUCCGAUGAAAUGCAAGCGCGUCGGAAUUUCUUCCGUCGUGAAAUUACGCAGCGUUAAGGUCGAAUCGGAGAGGAGCGUGGAGGAGGUAGUCGGAUCUGGCAGUGAUUUGACUCCUCAGAAGAGGAAAUUGAGGUCCGAUUCGUCGUCGCCGAUGAAGCCGAGACCGGUCUCGUCGCCGAUGAAGUGUAAAUCGGCUCGCCGGAACCUCAAUGCUUGCACCAGCACUCCUGCAAAUGGAAUUGAGAAGUAUUUCAGUCAGAAAAAGCCUCAAGCCUUUUGCAAACCACCGGUUGUUGCUAAGCCGAAUUGGAAUCCCAGAGGCAAGCCUUGUUUAAACAAACUGGGAUUAAAUUUUGGGACAAAAUGUGUUUGUUUUGUUUCUAAAUUAGCAAAUUGUGUUGAACUUGUAGAUAAAGAGCAGAUGAGGAUAGUGAAGGAGGCACUGCACUUGUCAACGGUCCCCUCUACUGUUGCGUGCCGCGAUGUGGAGCAGAAGAGGGUUCUGGAGUUCUGCAAGUCAUGCAUAGAGCAAGAGAAGCCUGGGAGUUUAUAUGUAUGCGGGUGUCCUGGGACCGGAAAGUCCUUGUCCAUGGAGAAAGUGAAACAGCUUUUGGUGAAUUGGGCAGGAGAGGGUAGAUUUCAGGAACCAGAUGUGUUGGAAUUGAACUGUACAUCACUAACAAAAACUUCUGAUAUUUUCGCUAAGAUACUUGGUAAAUACCAACCUCAAAAGAAAGCUAAUGGCACUACCUCCCUGCAACUUCUUCAGAAAUUAUAUUCUCAAAAGCCUCAGUCAGAUGGGACUAAGAUGAUGUUGAUAAUAGCUGAUGAGUUGGAUUACUUAAUCACUAAAGACCGGGCAGUGCUCCAUGACCUUUUCAUGCUCACAACAUACCCAUUCUCAAGAUGUAUACUUUUAGGAGUAGCAAAUGCAAUCGACUUAGCUGAUCGUUUUGUUCCAAAACUUCAGUCAUUAAAUUGUAAGCCUAUGGUUAUAACUUUUCGGGCAUACUCUAAGGAUCAGAUUCUCAAGAUUCUCCAAGAGAGGCUUAUGGCACUACCUUGCACUGUUUUUCAACCACAUGCAUUGGAACUUUGUGCCAGAAAAGUUGCUGCUGCAUCUGGAGAUAUGAGGAAAGCUCUCUGUAUUUCCAGGAGUGCAAUUGAGAUGCUGGAAGCAGAGUUGAGAGAAUCUACUGACAAGUUAAAUUCAUCAACAGCAGAGAAUCCAUUCUCUGAACAACAGACAGCUCCAGCUCUUGCUCUGGUGAAAAAACAGGAGAUUGAUAUUGUGAGAAUUGAUCACAUGGCCAUUGCUUUGUCAAAGACAUUCAAGUCACCAGUAGUGGAUACCAUACAAUGUCUUCCUCAACAUCAACAGAUUAUAAUGUGCUCUGCUGCAAAGCAUUUCCGUGGUGUGAAGAAAGAUACAACUAUAGGAGAGUUAAACAAAUCUUACGUAGACAUCUGCAAAGCAACACUAAUUCCCCCGGUUGGGAGUUUUGAAUUUUCAAGUAUGUGCAAAGUGCUAAAUGACCAGGGUCUCCUCAAACUCAGUGGCCAAUCCAGAGAUAUAAAAUCCAAGAGAGUGACAUUGAAUGUAGAUGAAGGGGACAUCACAUUUGCAUUGCAGGGAAUCCGGUUUUUUCGGACCUGUCUUGAGUAAUUAUGUUCAGCUUAGAGCUCAAAGCUCCCAAUAUUGACAUCAAGCCUUUAGAAAAGAUGACAGAAGAAUAACAAAGAAAAAUGUAGUAUAGGUUAUACACAGGAGAUUAAUCUUUGUGAUUGCUUGUACUAGCUGUUGUAGUACCAUUCUUUACA
Messenger RNA from Rosa rugosa (rugosa rose), 1962 nucleotides. RefSeq names its product cell division control protein 6 homolog B-like. Gene Ontology annotation, molecular function: ATP hydrolysis activity; DNA replication origin binding. The coding region runs from base 26 to 1807 and encodes 593 amino acids. Lineage: Eukaryota; Viridiplantae; Streptophyta; Magnoliopsida; Rosales; Rosaceae. Gene Ontology annotation, biological process: mitotic DNA replication checkpoint signaling. Gene Ontology annotation, cellular component: nucleus. The record is from RefSeq and is a predicted model, not a curated record. The transcript has 15 exons.